UCCUUUAUCACCUCUAAACUAUAUGUACAAACAUUUAACAGUAUCCAUGAAUUCGUUACAAAUAGAAAAAUAAUUUCCAUUAUCCUUUUCUCGUGCGGAUCAAUAACCACACGUCACGAACGCCUCUCAUCACGAACAAGUCAGUUCACGAACUAAUUUUCCGAACAAGAAACGUCUCGGGUGACGAACGGUGUCUCGAGAUACGAACACGCAAGCCAGCAACAAGGAGACUAGAGGAGUGGCAAUGGUACCUGCGAGACUGAGGAUGCGGACUAGUUAUUCAAAUCGCAUCUAGAUGGCAGCACCAUGUCUGAAAAGGUGAGGAGGUUAAGCUUGUUCGAUAAGUUCAACCUCCUUCUUUAUCAUAUUCUGUACAUUGAAUCGUAUAUCUAAGUCAACCUUUAAACACAGCACUACGUUUUCUAUUGUCUUGAAAGGAUCCAAUUCCUUACUGAGUUUAUUAACACCAUCAAGUAGUGUGAUCUCAUUACAAGAUCUAUGUACAUUUGUCUCUGUGUUACUGUUUAGGGUUAAGCAUGUAUGCUUUUCAAGAUUCAGCAGUGUCAGCAGGUAGCCUGUACAUACAUACACGUACCAUACCAAGUUAAGAAUGGAGAAGCACUAGCUUCUCUGACUCCACCCACAACCCUCCACAGCGACGAGAAUGGGAUAUGAGCCUAUUUAUGUGUGAUGAUGCAGCAACCAGGCUUGUGGAAUGGAAGAAGGAGAGUUUUAUGUGUGAUGCAGUUCCUGGUGACACCCAAGAUUCAUGGCGUUAUCAAAGGGCAGCACUGGACCACUGGCCACAAAAGACUGGUGAGCACCAGCCCUUAUCCUUCCAGUCACUGUUCUCACCCAUCAAAGUCUCCUGAGACUCCCUUACUGAAGCAGCUGAAGGCUCGCAUCAAAUUUUCAGGUCCAUUAACUGUGCAUGAGUACAUGAAGGAGGUCCUGGUGAACCCCAUCUCUGGGUAUUACUCCAGUGGCAAGGACAUGCUUGGGACUCAGGGAGACUUCACUACCUCACCAGAGAUUAGCCAGAUGUUUGGAGAGCUGGUGGGUGUGUGGGUAGUGAGUGAAUGGUACAAGCUUGGCUCCCCUCAACCACUGCAGCUGGUGGAGUUGGGCCCUGGGCGUGGGACUUUCUUGCAGGACAUACUUCGGGUUUUGAGUCAGUUUGGGUUAUCAGGGAACGAUUUAAGUGUGCAUCUUGUUGAGGUUUCCAAAGAGCUAAGUGUCGAACAAGAAAAGAAACUGUGUAAUGGCGUGCUCUCAGACCAAGAUGUAUGUGAGAAGGAAGAACUGUACUAUAAAACGAACAUAUCAAGCAGUGGCUCACCCAUCUUCUGGUAUCAUCACCUCAGCUUGGUGCCCAGAGCCUUCACUAUCUUCCUGGCUCAUGAGUUCUUUGAUGUUCUUCCAAUACACAAGAUUCAGAAGACUAAAGAAGGCUGGAGGGAGGUUCUCGUUGAUCUCGAUGAAGGGGAUGGACCUCACCACCUCAGAUAUGUCUUGUCCAAGUCUGCCACUCCAGCCACUAAAAUUUUUACCACGGUUGAAGAAUCUAGAGAGAGCAUUGAGGUGAGCCCAGAGGCAGCAGUGUUGUGUCAAGAGCUGGCCACAAGAAUAGAGGAGGAUGGAGGCAUUGCUCUCAUCAUGGACUAUGGGCAUGAUGGCAAAGACAUGGACACUUUCAGGGCCUUCAAAAACCACAGCCAGCACCACCCUCUGAGUGAGCCAGGCACAGCAGACCUGACAGCCGAUGUAGACUUCAACUUCCUGAAGGAUCAAGUGAAGGAGAAGUUGCUCACCUUUGGUCCAGUCACCCAGGCGUCCUUCUUGACUAAUAUGGGAAUUGAGACAAGACUCCACAACUUGAUGAAGCAGUGUAAACCUGAGGAAAGGAAAAGCCUCAUGUCGGGCUUCAGAAUGCUGACAGAACCACAACAGAUGGGACACAGAUUUAAGUUUUUAGCCUUUUAUCCAGCCGUUGUGAAAGACUUCAUCAUGAAAUUCCCUCCAUCUGGAUUUUAUAGGAACCUUGACUAGUGCUUUUAAUAGUGUAAAUUCAAAAGGGUCUUCUUUCAUUCUGCAAAAAUCAUUCGUGGUGUGAUUGCGCAAUGGAUGAUGUAAGGCGUGUCAUGGCUAUGUCUGAGGAUUAGAUUAGAAUGGAAAGCAUUAUUGAAGCCCUACCAGAAAUACACACUAGAGACUGACAUGUCUGAAUCCCCUAAACUUCAUAGGUUCUGCUGCUCAGACAUGAGUUCAAAUGAUCAUACGGGGUCAAUGGGCUGGUACAAGAUGGAAAUGAACCAAAUUUUGAUUGGACAACUAAGCAAUAUGUGGUGAUGUACUGGUGGCAAUGAUGUGUGUGUUAGAAUAAUUUAAGAGUGAAAUAAAUUCUCAUAAUG
This is a messenger RNA of Eriocheir sinensis (Chinese mitten crab), 2411 nucleotides long. RefSeq names its product protein arginine methyltransferase NDUFAF7, mitochondrial-like. Bases 691 to 2049 code for a protein of 452 amino acids. Gene Ontology annotation, biological process: mitochondrial respiratory chain complex I assembly. Gene Ontology annotation, molecular function: protein-arginine omega-N symmetric methyltransferase activity. The record is from RefSeq and is a predicted model, not a curated record. Lineage: Eukaryota; Metazoa; Arthropoda; Malacostraca; Decapoda; Varunidae. The transcript has 10 exons. Gene Ontology annotation, cellular component: mitochondrion.